UCUUUUUCUGAAUAACAAGAUGGAAACAUAUAAAUCUUAUUUAAGGGUGAAUAAAUAUUUUCUAUGUGCCAUUGGAGCUUGGCCAAAGCAGAGAAAAAUUAAAAAAUGGUCAAUUUCUACUUUAGUUUGGAUUAGUCUUUUGAGUUUUCUUACCGCCGAGUUUACAGCUUUGGUGAGAUUUGGAGAUAAUUUUGAUAUGAUUAUUCAAACACUUCCGCCUCUUUUAUCCAACGUAAUAAGUAUUGCUUGCCUUCUGGCAAUUACUGUCAAUAAUGACAAGAUAGGAUUAAUUUUAUCAAAAAUGGAAAAACAUUGGGUUUAUUGGGCAUCGAAACCAAUGGAAAUUGAAUUUAUUCGCGAAAAUGCUGAGAGGGGAAGAAAAUUAUGUAUUAAAUUUAUAGUUAUGGUUUUUCUAGUUAUGAUUGAAUAUCUUUCGGUGCCACUUGUUCCUAUACUUUUGGAUAUUUUUAAACCAUUAAAUGAAUCUCGACCAAAGAGACUAAUGAUUAAUACUGAUUAUUGUGUGAAUACGGAUGAUUAUUAUUUUUGGAUAUCAUUGCACGCUGUUAUUGGAUGCGUUACACUUGUCACUGUUUUUUUGAGUGUUGAUUGUAUUUUCAUUGUUUUCAUAUAUCACGCUUGUGGUCAACUUGCAAUUUUAGGAUUCAGAUUAAAAAAUCUUGUGUCAAUUGAUUAUGAUCAAUCAACUGAUGAUGAAGAAGUAAUGAAUAGAAUUAAAUUUUGUAUCAAAUUACACAAAUCAAUUAUAAUAUUUGUGAAUGAUAUUAAAGAAUGCUUUUCAACUACUUAUUUUUUUGCAGUGGGGUUAAACAUGUUAAUGAUGACUUUUACAAUGAUUCAGAUGCUUAUAAAUAUUCAUGAUCCACGAGAAGUUCUUGCAUGCCUUUGUUAUAGUAUGGGACAAAUGUUUAUGCUUUUAUUUCUAACGCUUCCGUGUCAGCGAUUAAUUGAUCUCAGCCAUCAAAUACCUUUUAAUAUAUACGAUGGAUUUUGGUAUAAAACAUCACCAAAAUCACAAAAAUUGUUGUUGAUAAUAAUAAUGAGAUGCGCAAAUCCUUUGACAUUUACUGCUGGAAAAUUGUACACAUUUUCUAUACAAAAUUUUGGUGCUGUUGUUAAAGCAUCUUUUUCUUAUUUAACUGUGUUAUCAUCAGUUCGAGAAUAAAUAUUUCAAGUUUUCUGUCAAUACAAAUAAUAUUGUAAAAGAGAAAUAUAU
Messenger RNA from Leptopilina boulardi, 1237 nucleotides. RefSeq lists its product as uncharacterized. Gene Ontology annotation, biological process: sensory perception of smell; detection of chemical stimulus involved in sensory perception of smell. The record is from RefSeq and is a predicted model, not a curated record. Gene Ontology annotation, cellular component: plasma membrane. Lineage: Eukaryota; Metazoa; Arthropoda; Insecta; Hymenoptera; Figitidae. The coding region runs from base 20 to 1186 and encodes 388 amino acids. Gene Ontology annotation, molecular function: olfactory receptor activity; odorant binding. The transcript has 9 exons.